CGAGUCAAUAUCACGUGAUAAUUCAUAUCAGCUUGGGUGCUCCACCUGAGCGGUUCAACAUUUAUUUGCAACAUUCAUUUUAAAAGCUGUACGUGUUAACAUGACUUGCAGUUUUCUGUACGACAAGUAAAACGAGUCUAGGCAAUGCCAAGAUAAGCAACGCAUUGAUCCCAAAAAGCAGUUGGAAGAUGGAUGGAUUUAACUCUUUCAUAUAAACAUAGUAAAAUAAAGUGAGACUGUAUUAUUUAGUUUAUUUGUCACCACUACAAUAAUAGUCUCCAUCUCCAUGAAAAACCAAACUUUCUCCUAUCAUUUACAGAUUCGCAUUUCUCGCGCAAACAUUUUGGCCCUAACGGCUCGCCGUCGCAUGUUUUUUCGCGUUUGUUUUAUAGGACGUCUAAAAUGGCGGUGGAAGGUUCGUCCACGUCUCCACUAGGUCUGGCUUACCAUAAUGUUGGGGAUUAUUACCCCAGAAAACUCGGCCCCAAACCCGACGUUGUCCCUUCCGGGGUAACGGAAAGAAAAGUCAGCCCUUCGGAUAAGCCUGACAUGGUGGCCGUGGACGUUAUCAACAUCAAGGAGCCAGAUCUUCCAGUGCAUCGGAAGAAGCGGGAAACUGACACGUAUGUUUUGGGAACCAUCCAUCCUUUCCGGAAGACCCACAGAUCCUUCAUCGGCAAGUUUGCUCAAGAGUUUUGCUUGGUGGCUGCAGACAGACGGUCCUGGCGAAUCCUGCUGUUCGGGGCCCUCAACGUGGUCUGUGUCACCUGUCUACUCACCUGGUGCAACUCCUCCAACAGCAUGGCCUUAACUGCAUACAGCUACCUCACCAUCUUCGAUCUCUUCAGUUUGAUUACUUGUCUCAUAAGUUACUGGGUUACCAUGACGAAACCCAGCCCAGUCUACUCUUUCGGGUUUGAUCGGUUUGAAGUGCUGGCGGUCUUCGCCUCCACGGUGCUGGUGCAGCUGGGAUCCCUCUUCAUCCUCAAGGAGAGCGUGGAGCGAUUGAUGGAUCAGCCAGAAAUCCACACAGGCCGGCUACUGGUGGGGACCUUUGUGGGCCUAUUCUUUAACCUGAUGACCCUGCUGUCUGUGAAGAAUAAGCCCUUCGUUUACGUCUCGGAAGGUAAGCACGCUGCCCCCCCCCCGCCUCGCCUCCCCACUUCAGGGCUUCACCUGGCCAGCGGCCGUUGUGGCGUUCCUGCUGUGACUGGGUUUGGGCCCACAGGUUGGGUGGGGUCACGGCAAGGGCCAAUCGUCUUUCAGUGUCCCUGUGGCCCCGCCCCCCUGGUUUCCGUGUGCCCUAAUCGCAGCCCAUCCUGCAGCCUCUGCGGGGUCAUCCCAGGCCUCAGCGGCGUGCUCCUGCCGCGGAUGAACCCCUUCGUCCUGAUCAACCUGGCCGGCGCCCUGUCGCUCUGCGUCACUUACAUGCUCAUCGAGAUCAAUAACUACAGCGCCAUGGACACGGCCUCUGCUGUGAUCAUCGCCCUGAUGACCUUCGGCACCAUGUACCCGAUGAGCGUCUACAGCGGGAAGGUGCUGCUCCAGACCACGCCCUCCCACGUCAUUGGCCAGCUGGAUAAAGUGCUCCGAGAGGUCUCCACGCUGGAUGGAGUCUUAGAGGUCCGGAACGAGCACUUCUGGACGGUGGGCUUUGGCUCCUUGGCUGGCUCGAUCCACGUCCGCAUCCGCCGCGAUGCCAGCGAGCAAAUGGUCUUGGCCCAUGUGACCAGCCGCCUCCACACUCUGGUCUCCACGCUGACAGUUCAGAUCUUCAAGGAUGACUGGAUGCGGCCCCCCCUGGUGGCCAGCAGCCUCCCGGCAGGUGUGCUGGUCGCCUCGGACUACAGCGUCCUUCCCGGUGCCCCGGCACUGGCGGCCAAGUCGGCGGAGGAGCUGGACCCGCUGACCUCCACCCCGGCCAAGCUGAGCAGCCCCCCACCCGAAUUUUCCUUCAACACUCCGGGGAAGAGCAUCAACCCGGCCACGCUGCCCAUGGCGCACUUCCACAGGCCUCACAGCCUGGGGCUCGCCUACGGGGCGGCCGCAUAUAACAGCGCUAUUGGACAGGGCGCCGUGCGGCCGGGCUCUGGGCUCGGGAUGGGAGCAGGCCUCGGAGUGGGCGUCGGCCUUUCUCAUAAUCAGGCCUUCAGAACUGCCUUGGGCCCCGCGCCUUACCGGUAUGGGGCGCAGGCCCCCCCCACCCAGUUCACCCAGUUCAGACCCUGAGCCUGGAAAACGACAGAGCGAGAAAAGAUCGGUGUGGGGGGGGGGGCGGGUUGGCACAGCUUUUGUGUUAUUUAUUUUCCUGGGACCUGGACUCAUUUUCAGCAUUAAAGGUUUUCUAUCGUUAUUUUUGGUAUUAUUUCCCAGUGAGCGUUUGGGGUCCUAUGUAUGGUUUUUUGUAUCAUACACGUGCUCCAAAAAAGUGGGCGUCUCUGUUUAGGGGUCACAUGACCGGCCCGCUCCCGCAGCCGUCUGUCUGCCUUGCUUGUGUUUCUAAAUUCCCUUCCAGUGGUCCAUUCAGAAGCGAGAGAGUAGAAAGGGGCGUGGCGCUCAGCAUGGCUGUGCCUGUCGUCGCGGGAUGGGGGGGUGUGUGACCUCAUCGACUCUGAAGGGGAGUGGAUCAGAAUGCACUUUAAAUGGAGGCCGUCAGCUAGACUGUCAGUGUUUUUGGGAUUAAUGUGCAUUCUGGCCUAAUCUCCCAUGAGCAGAAUAGGACGUGUUACACUAAUCCUGCCGACCAGACUGGGGCUGCAGGGUCAUUUGUGUGGGGGAGGGGCAUAACUACCUGAGAGCCAAGCCGCCGCUACACGUUGGACGGGAGGAAUUCAUCCCUGUCUUUUUGAUCACGUUGCGGUGGCCCUGGAGAGAGUUUUGGCCAAUCGCAGGAGUCCUGGACACUACCACCCCCCCCCCCCUUUUCAGACUUUGGAAAUUGAACAACCGAAGCGUAUUAUACUGUGCGGCUUAUAUCGCAAACGGUACCUGUAUCAUUUUAAUACUCUUAAGGUUCCUCUGUGGAGCAAAAACUGUUAGAAUCCGAAGACUUACAUUCCAUUUAGUGCACAGGUUUUAGGAAUAAAAAUUAUUUACUGAA
This is a messenger RNA of Paramormyrops kingsleyae, 3100 nucleotides long. NCBI's taxonomy places the organism in Eukaryota, Metazoa, Chordata, Actinopteri, Osteoglossiformes, Mormyridae. The record is from RefSeq and is a predicted model, not a curated record.